AGCAAUGCAAAACCUGCGCCGCUCUUAAUAGUGCAAAAAAUCACAAUCAAUCCCAAAUGCAAACACUUUCUAUUUACUCUAUUGUGUUCAUCCUCAUUCAUGCUCGGCUUCAUUUUGCAUAACUUGUGAUUAAGCUUCAACGAAAGUCCCCAAACACCCAAAACGUAUCAUUAGUGCCACACUCGAGCUCCACUCAACACUGCUAAAAUGCCCUCCAUUACCCACUUACUCCUCGUUUCAAUCCUAAUUUCCGAAAAUUUGUGCAACAACGUGACUGGCAAAUACCACACAAUGGAGACCCAAUCAAAAUCCUACAAACUGCUAACAUUCAACACCGAGCAAAACGGCGACAUUAGCAUGGAACUGGCAUUCAACGUCCCUUUCAUCACAAUCCCGGUCAAAAAGUCCGUCGACAUGGCCAAGGGCGCCAUCGCCAACUUGAACGUGGGGGCUGUGGUCCUCGCCGGCGCCAUCGCCCUGGCCUUCAGUGUCGUGAUCCCCGCGAUCGCCCUCCUCAUGUCGAAAAAAACACGCAACGAUGAUGGGCUACAAUGGUGGGGCUAUUUGAGGCUACUUGACCAAAGUUUGAGCGAAAAUGGGAUUGACUCGACUUCCUGUCUACAGAGAUUUGUUUGUUGGGCGGUUAAAAGUUCGGCUCAGAGUGUGAAAAUGGGGCAAAGUUCGAGCAGUGAUAAGAUUAUUGAUGGGUUGGCGUCCAGCCAAUGGGUGCUGGACUUGGUCCAAGGGUCCGUGGUCCAUGAUGCCGUCACGAAUGGGUUAGGGGGGAAAAACUGUGCCCAGGAGUAUGGGCAGUGUCAGAUCAGCCAAAGGUCCAUCCGGAAAUUGACCAAGUUUGUGCACACCAUCAACAAUAAGAAGAAAUGACGAUUUUUUGCUAAAUAAAUGUUGGUUUUCGGAUUU
This is a messenger RNA of Tribolium castaneum (red flour beetle), 921 nucleotides long. RefSeq lists its product as uncharacterized. The record is from RefSeq and is a predicted model, not a curated record. Bases 208 to 885 code for a protein of 225 amino acids. Lineage: Eukaryota; Metazoa; Arthropoda; Insecta; Coleoptera; Tenebrionidae. The transcript is spliced from 3 exons.